Camellia sinensis is the source of this 3971-nucleotide messenger RNA. The record is from RefSeq and is a predicted model, not a curated record. Lineage: Eukaryota; Viridiplantae; Streptophyta; Magnoliopsida; Ericales; Theaceae.
UGUACUAUCAAAAGGAUAAUUUUGAAAAAUCAACCUUUUUCAAAUGCAAUAAUUGUACUACCAAAAAAAGUUGGAUUCCCCAAAAGGGACCAUUAUUUUGGGACGGAGGGAGUAUUAAAUUGUGACACUUUAACUUCUGAACUUUUAGUCAAGUACCCUUAUGUUACUUCCACUGGCUCUUUAACAGAAGUUAGUCACAUAAUGAGUAUGUGGCCACUAAAUAGGGGAAGGUCGGAAAUAAUUUCCCGCCAAUACAGCUUGUGAUUGUUCCAAAAUUUCUAUCAAUUUAGGGCUAAACCAAAAUGCAGAUGGUGAACUAUUACGGUUAUGCAAAAAACGAGUCACGAAUUGAAGGGAAAGGAAGACAGAGGUGCGCAUCCAUCAGGUAAAGUAUAACUUCGCAAUAUUUUAUAACAAUUGUUUGUCUUUGUUUGUGUGUGGGGGGUUUUUACAACGAUUUAUUGAUUUAUCAUUUUGUUUGUUUGUUUGUUUGUUUGAUUCUGUGUGUGGGUUUCUAGAACAAUUUCUUGGAUCAAGUGUAACUUUUGUUCAAUUUUUUUAUUUACUACUUUAUUGGUUGAAAAAAAAUGUGGUCCCCGAGUGUCUUGGCUAGUCUUUGUCUUUUUGUAUUAACACUUGUAUUGUGUUUGGUUCAUGGAUUUGUAUAGAAAUUUGAAAAGGAAAAGGGAAAAAUAUGAUGAAAUUUGAAUGAAAUAUAUCUACAUUUCAAAUACAUUUUCCCUUCCAUUUUCUUGAUCCCUACCCAAAUCAAUAAACCAAUUACACUUUUAGUUCACAGUGGACAUUUGUGGACUUUUUGUGGUCCUAAACUCAUUUGUUUAUGAAUUGUUUAAUUAAAAUGGUUGAAUAAAAUUUAUUUAUGACUUUGUGGUCUCUAAACUGUUUUCUACAGGGGAUGGUUAAUGUUUUACUAUUAAGAUUCACCAUGGGGGUGACUUUGUUUACUCUCCAAGAAAGAUGUACAUUGGUGGAAACAUUACUUUAGUUGAAAAUUGUGAUCCUGCUAAAUUUUCUUUACUUGACUUUAAUGCUAAUGUGAAGAAAUUUGGGAAUGAUGGUUUAAUUAUUUACUUUUACAGAAUCCAUGGGAUGGACUUUGAUAAUGGUUUAAGGUUGCUAGCAACUGAUGCUAAUUUGGUUGAAAUGAUUGCUCAAAUGCCUCCUAGUAGAGCCAUUGAAGUGUACUUAGAAAAUGUUCCAGUAAUGGAUUGUUGGGACAACCAAGUGGAGUCAUGUGAUGUUUCUGGGAGUAGUCAACCUAGAGAAGUGAUUAGUCAAAUUGAAAGUGAUCAUAGGGGGGAAUUAAUUGCUGAUAAUGUUGAUGUUUCUGUAGAUAAGAGUCAUGACGUUCAGGUUGAAAAUGAUGGUGAUGACAGUGACAUUGAAAAUGACAGUGAGGAUGUAGACUUCUAUGAUAGUGAUUAUGCAGUGAGUGAAGAUGAUCUGUUGUUUUAAAACAAUGUUGACAAAGGUGUUGAGUGGGUUGGGAGCUGUAGAGGGAACACAAAUGACUAAGCAGAUGAGUAUAAUAUGGGUUUACAAACAUUGAACUAGAGGGUGUAGAGCUUGAGCAAGAUGGUGGAUCAUCUGAUGAGCUCCAAAGCAUUUAUGACUCAAGUGAUGAGGAUAGAAGAGGUCCAAAGCAUCCAGAGUUUAAUCCUGACACUGGCAUGACCAAUGUUGAAUUUAAAGUGGGCAUGUUAUUUGGUUCGGCAACAGAAUUUAGGGCUACAGUGAGAGAGUAUGCAAUAAAGAAUGGUAAGAAUGUAAAGUUUGUCAAUAAUGAGAAAACAAGGGUAAGGGCAGUGUGUAGAGUGGGAUGCAGAUGGAUCAUAUUUGCUUCUAAUAUGCAGAACCAGAACACUUUGCAAGUGAAGACAUAUAGCAAAGAACAUAAUUGUGGAAUGGUGUUUCAGAACAGGCAUGUUAACUUUAGGUGGCUGUCAAAAAAGUAUAUGGAUAGCAUUAGGGGAACCCUAAACUCUCAAUUGAAUCUUUUCAAGCACAAGUUCAGGAGGAUUAUGUGGUUGGAGCAUUUAGGAGUCAGUUAUACAGGGCCAAGAGAAAGGCUUUAACCAUCAUACAGGUUACUAACAUUGAACAAUAUAAUCAACUUUGGGAUUACUGUGAAGAGUUGAGGAAAACAAAUCCAGACACAACCAUCAUCAUGAAGUCAACUCCUCAUGAAACAUUGUUGGGUAUACCUCCUUAGUGGAGCAUGGGACCCAAUUAGUUUAUUAAAAAUAUGUAAUUGGUUUGAUGUUGGUUAUAAUAUAUAUUUUUGUAUAUUAUAUCUGACUUCUGAAAGUCCAAUAGGUAUUUAAUAAUCUGUUUGGUAACAACUAGGGUUUUGAUAAAAAGCCCAAGAGUCAACAAUAAAAUUUUUGGUAUUGUCUUUGUUUUUCCGAAGAGUGUGCAGCAGGUAAUUGAUCAUAUAUUCGGUGGAUGUGUGCUUGGUGUUGCUAAGCUUGGUGCUCUGUGUAUUUUCAAUUGGUGGCUAAUAUUGGUCCAAAGCUUUGUGCUUUGUUUGUUGCUAUUUUGCUUGGAAGUUUUGGUUCUAUUUCGGCCUUCCUUCAAAGCAUCGUUUGGUUCGUUAUUUUGGAUAUUCUUCAACUUUGUUUCGAAGAUAAUUUGUUUGUCUAUUUGGUGAGGUAUUUCCUCUUAUUAUUUGUAAUAAUUUAGAAAAUUUAGAAUUCACCUGAGGGUGGUUUGUGAGACCAUUUAUGUCUCGUUUGUAAUUAUUUGAAAACUCUUGGUUAAUAGUGGAAUCGGAUUUCGUUCCCGUGGACAUGCCUCACAUUGAGGAAACCACAUAAAAAUUCUUGUAUUGUCGUUGAUUUAAUCUUUUCACAUUAUAUUUUCUUUCCAUCAAUUUAUUUACUUGUGGAAGAUCAUCUAUUUUCCCUAACACACCCUAAGGACCCUACUAAUCAAUUUACCUUUGAGAGACGGUACAUUUGCCUUGGAGCUUGCAAGAGGGCUUUGUGACAGGGUGUAGGCCACUGAUUGGUCUAGAUGGAUGCCAUUUGAAAGGUGGACAAACUGGACAGUUAUUAUGUGCAAUAGGAAUUGAUGCCAAUAACCAAAUGUUCCUAGUAGCAUAUGCAGUGGUGGAGGGUGAAACAAAGAGCUCUUAGUUGUGGUUCAUUCAAUUGCUCAUAGAAGACAUUGGCAUAGAGACAAAAGGUAUGUACUAUAUCAGAUGAACCUACCAAACCUGCCAAAGUCACAAGGCAGAAUACAACAGUAAAGUGUGGUAAUUGUGGAACAUAGGGCCAUAACUAUAGGAGCUGCAAGAAUCCACCAAACAAGGAGUACCAACAAAAAAAUAAACCAAGAUGGAAGAGCUUAGGCUAUAAAAGGAAAAGGGCUGGAUCAACAUCAUCCCAAGCAUCAGCACCAAUGGCAACACAAAGUGCAACCCAAACACCAAUACCAAUGGCAACACCAAAUCCAGCUUCAGCCAUUCCAAGGGCAACUUCAGCAAUUCCAAGGGCACCAAAUCCAUCUGCAUCAAGGGCAAAUUCUCAAACACAAAGGGAAACUUCAGCAACAAAGGCAACUUCAACAUCAAGGGCAACAAUAGCAGUAGGAACAAGGACAACAGCAACAGCAACUAGAAAUGCGACAAUAAUUACAAAGUCAGCAUCAUCACAAGCAUCUGAAGCAUCAAGGGGAGCAACAUCAACACCAACAACAGCCUCAUGUACCUGGAGAGGGAGGAAUGUUGUGACCUUGUCCUCACUUCAUAAUGCAUCUGCCUCUAAGGAGAAGAACCCAAAGUAGUGGUGUUGUUUAUUUUGAUUAUCAAACUCUUUUGACAAUGUGGCAUGUUUUGUUUAUGUAGUCAUGGAUACUACCAGCAUGUUUGCAUCAUGAAUAUGUGGCCAUUUUGAUUUGGUGGAUACCAGCAAUAUAUUUUAUGAAAUGAAUUGUGGCCAUUUUGCAUA